AUGCCAGCGAAGGCGCGCAUCUCGCCUGCCACACGGCGUGUGCUCGUGGGCCGACCCAGGACGGGCCCCGUCGUGGUGGUGGCUUCCACAGGCUUCGCCCCCCGCAGCGGCGAGGAGGCGACCGGCAGCGGCGGCGGCGGCCACGGCGCUCUGGGCCCCUUCAUGUCCGUCCCUGACACUGUCCUGAACCGCGGUGGCAGCGCGUUUGGUGACGAGAACGUGGGUAGCGGCAGCAUGCUGGGCACUGUGCUGGAGCGCAACCGCGUGAACAUCAUCAUGCCGACGCCCCCAGAGAAGGCCCUCAAGCUCGACGACGGCGGCGACGGCGGCGGCAUCGGCAAGAACAACCACAACGGCGGCGGCGGCGGGGACGGCGGCGGCGACGACGACGACGACUUCUUUGGGGAGGAGGGCGACGGCGACGGCGACGGCGAGGGCGGCCCUGCCGGCGCGGGGUUCUUCCGGCUGCGCAUCCCCGAGCUGUUUGACCGCGCCGCCCUGGCCGCGGUGCUGCAGGAGUGGUUCAAGACCGUCGCAGACCUGCCGCUCUUCAUCCGCCGCAGCGUGGAGAUGGGACUGUUCAGCAGCGCGCAGCUGGUGCGCUUCCUCUCCAUGGACGUGCGCCCCAACGUGACGCGCGCCGUGUCGCGGCGCCUGCCAACGUCGUGGGCGCGCGAGUUUGUGGGCCGCCUGAUGGCCGACCCCGCGUUUGUGCAGAAGCUGGCCAUCGAGCAGUCGCUGGCUUUCACCGUGUCGAUGCUGCACGAGUGGCGCACGCGCGGCGAGGCCUUCAAGAACGAGCUCGACCUCGCGGUCAUCAACAGCAUGGGCUUCGCCGCCGCCGUCGGCGCGACCGUGUGGGUCACCGCCCCCAGCCGCGCGAUGGGCGCCGUGCACAAGUUCCCCUGGCAGAAGAUGCUCGCGGAGCUGCCGCACUGCGUGUUUGACGCCAGCGGCCCGCUGCGCGCCUACACGCCCGCCGCGCGCAUCGGCGGCUUCUUCGCGUCCAUGGCGCAGCUCUCGGCCGUCGGCGCCGCCGCCGGCGCCGCGACGUCCGGCGCCGCAUCGCUCGCGGUCGCGGCGCGCAGGCGCGCGGACCCUUCCUUCGAGCCGUCGGUGCCGGUGCCCAGCGCAGCGCGCUCGAGCGGGGGCCUGGGCGCGUUCUUUGCGCUCAACGCCAACGUGAGGUACCAGCUGCUGGGCGGACUGGACCGAUACCUGUUUGGCCACGCCAGCGCGCUGUGGAGCUACGUCGCGCUCACCACCAUCGCCCGCGUCGGCGGCGCGGCUGUGGGGGAGCUCUCGCGGCCGUGGUGGCAGGGCCUGCCGACCGAGGCCGCGGCCAGCCACGCGCAGCGGCGGACGCGCGUGCGCAAGGUGAAGCGGCGCGUGGUCAAGCGCCCGGCGGCAGCGCAGCAGCCGGCCGAGGCGGCGCUCGCGCCGGCAGUGGCGGCGGUGGCGGCGGGCGGCGCCGAGCAGGCGCUGGAUGGCAGCGGCGCCUUUGAGGCGUUCGUGCAGCAGCAGCGGGCGGAGCAGCCGGCGGAGGGGCAGCAGCAGCAGGGGCAGGAGCCGGAGGAGCAGCAGCAGCGGCAGGUGCGGGCGGCGGCGUCGGCCUCGGACUAUGAGGGCGAGGCGGCGGCCUCUGGCCCCGGCUCUUUUGAGGCCGAGGUGGAGGGUCGCCUGACCAGCGCGCCCGCGCUGAUGGGGUCGCCCGAGGGCCUCUCAGCGCUGGCGCGGCAGCAGUCCUUCUCGAACAGCGCAAUGGGCGGCGCCCUCCGGGACGCUGUUGGCACUGAGGUCGCGGCGUGA
Messenger RNA from Monoraphidium neglectum, 1809 nucleotides. RefSeq lists its product as hypothetical. Gene Ontology annotation, biological process: plant organ development. The transcript has 3 exons. Gene Ontology annotation, cellular component: chloroplast inner membrane. Bases 1 to 1809 code for a protein of 602 amino acids. Lineage: Eukaryota; Viridiplantae; Chlorophyta; Chlorophyceae; Sphaeropleales; Selenastraceae. The record is from RefSeq and is a predicted model, not a curated record.